AAUCAAGUAGUGUUAGUAAGACUGCGUCAAAUAGUCGUAAUGUUUGUAAAAUUCAGCCCAUAAGAGGGAACCUCUAGUGCAGAAAUAUUUUUCAUUAAAUAUCCCCGGAAAGACAUAUUAUCGCAAACCUCAGUCUGGACACAUCUCCAGUAAUUAAUCGUUGGUUUGACAUAACGCCUUCGAUUUAACAGGGACAUACUCUGGACAAACCAGGUUGUUACCUGCAUCUGUCGAUAUAAUCUGCAGUGUGUAGGCUACAUUAAGAAUCUGACAGAAGACACUAUGACAGACAGUGAAACCAGUGCAAUCAAGGACAGUCUGACCGUGUCACCAGCGGAGCCGGACGAGACGAAAGAUACGGAGAAAAACUUCAACCAGGUUAAGAAGGAGAAUGGGGAUAGUAAAGGAACAAGCUCUGCGAAAGACCCUGGUGCAGCCGAGAAAGAGUUCGUACACCCAGAAGGCGGCUGGGGUUGGGUUGUCAUGUUAGCGUCCAUGUGGUGCAAUGGAUCAGUAUUCGGGAUCCAGAACGCCUUUGGCAUCAUGUUCGUUGCCCUUUUGAAGGAGUUCGGUUCCGAACACGACGAAGACUUGAAGUUCAGAACAGCCUGGGUGGGCUCCCUCUCCAUGGGGAUGAUUUUCUUCUGUUCACCCAUCGUGAGUGUCUUCACAGACCUGCUUGGCUGCCGGAUCACAGCUGUGGGAGGGGCCGCUGUGGGACUUGUGGGGUUACUGGCCAGCUCCUUUGUGACGUCUCUGGAGCUCAUGUACUUCACCUAUGGCAUUGUGUUCGCCUGCGGCUGUUCCUUCGCCUACCAGCCCAGCCUGGUGAUUCUGGGACACUACUUCAAGAAACGUCUGGGUUUGGUAAAUGGCAUCGUGACAGCUGGCAGCAGCGUGUUCACGGUCACUCUGCCGUUUAUGCUUUCGGGCCUCUUGGAGAAGGUGGGGCGUCAAAACACCAUGCGUGUCCUCUGCAUUUUCAUGUUUAUCCUUUUGCUGGCCGGCUUCACAUACAAGCCCCUGAUGCCCAAAUCAGCCAGCAGCAGCAGCAAGUCUGGAGGCCAAUGCGUGGCCUUGAAGAGGGUUUUCAACGUUAACAUCUGGAAGUCCCUGGGCUACCGGAUCUGGGCUUUCGGCAUCCCAGCUGCUCUUUACGGAUACUUUGUGCCUUAUGUCCACCUGAUGAAACAUGUGGAAGAGCGGUUUGGAGUAGAUGCCAACAAAGAGGUGCUCCUAAUGUGUAUUGGCAUCACAUCUGGAGUUGGGCGUCUGAUUUUCGGCAGAGUAGCAGACUAUGUUCCUGGAGUCAAUAAAGUUUUCUUGCAGGUGUCAUCUUUCCUGGUCAUCGGUCUGAUGUCAAUGAUGAUUCCUCUGUGCAAUAUCUUUGGUGGUCUGGUGGCUGUGUGUCUCCUCAUGGGUCUGUUUGAUGGCUGCUUCAUCUGCAUCAUGGCGCCUAUUGCUUUUGAACUGGUGGGGUCUCAGAACGUGUCUCAGGCCAUUGGUUUCCUGCUUGGCAUGAUGUCUGUGCCAAUGACUGUAGGGCCCCCAAUUGCAGGCUUUCUAAGGGAUAGGCUUGGCAGCUACGAUGUGGCAUUCUACCUAGCGGGCAUUCCUCCAAUGAUCGGAGGGGCAGUUCUGUGCCUCAUUCCCUGGGUUGAAGCCCGGCGCAAAAGGAUAGAGAUGGAGGCUGCCAAAGACACCACCGAGAAGAUGCUGGAACAUAAGGGAAGCAAUGAAGGGCCAGCAGAAAGUGCCUCACAUCCUGAGUCUGUUAUUUGAUUAUUACAAUCAUAUUUAUGAAAUACACACACAAACACACACUAACACAUACACGCAGGCAUGCAACAUGACAAACACAUGCAAGCGGGCAUUGAAGUAUUUUGAAGAAAUAGCCUUUUUUUUUAAUCAAGUAUGCGUGGGAAUAUAUGUUCAGAUGAACAUCUGAACAAUGUUUUUAAAGCUUUUGUAAGUAAAUAAGGAAAGUGUUAUGUCUGUGAAAUUCAUAGAUAUAUUGAAUACACAGGUAUAUGAAUGUGAUAUUUAAGAGCUAUGCAUUGUCAUGCUGUUGUCCAUACAAUACCCUUGAGUUAAAUGGAGAUAAGGAAAACUUGAAUAUGAGGAAAAAGCAUUUUUAAUAAGGGAAAAUGAAUGUUUUAAUAGGGUGUUUUCAUGAGGCCACAAGCACAUACUUUUGGGAGAAUCUAUGUUAAUGGCUGAAGGGCACCAUCUUUAGAACAGUAUAAUUGUAAAAAAAAAUUACAAAAAUAGAGCACACAUUAUUCCCAGCCUGAGGAAUGUGUUUCUGAAUUUCAGCCUUUAAUUGCGAUUUGAGUGUUCUUUUUAUGUUUAGUAUUACUAACUUUUAAUUAACUGCAGUUAUAUGAAUAUGUCCUUAGUCCCCAAAAUGACAACACACAUGUAGGACAAACGGAUCAUGCAAUAACACAGGAUUUCAAUCUGAUAUGCAGUACCGUUGUUUUAUGAGCAGCCUUGAUUUUUGUAGACAAAAAUGUAUUAUUAUAAUUUUUGAGGGUGUGAAUAAGUCCACGGCGCAUGUUGUAACCCCCACAAGCAAUAUCUAAAUAUCCCAAAUUUGUAGGUGCCCAAAUAUGUAAACAAGUCUUGAGAGUAAAGUGAUAACUCAUCAGGAUCACAUUACUAUUUGUAUUUAUAAAUGUCUACCUGGUGACAUGUUUGUUCAGGGUUGUUUACAGUAGCAAUAAUGUGGUAUUUAUGAGGGUGUUUAAAGCUCUUACAAAAGGAAGUCUUAAAAAGCAUAAUCUGGGGACAGCUCUAAGCACAAUUCUACAGAAACAAGGGAGACUUCCCAUAUAACAUGAAAUAGUAUAGUUUUGUUGUUUUCUGCUGUGAGACUUGAGAGAUUUGUCAUCCUGUUGCUUUCCACAGUGCCUGGGAAUAUCUUGUGUUUUGAGCCAAAGCUGUACACAACAUUGUGAAUAGUACAGUAUGUUUCCCCUGUGCAACAUUAACAUUAAUUUGUUGAGAGUUAUGGGUAGAACGAAAUUAUUGAAAUACGUUACAUGAAUUUCAAUAUGGAGAUGUUUUCAGGGGCCAGACCAGGUCACUACUUAAGUGACCAUUUAAAAACUGAUGUGGUCAUUCAUCAUUUGCUGAAUCAGCAGUUCGUGGGUUAGAGGCUUAGGGGGCUUUUGGUGAGUUGGACGUUUCUUUUUGAAAUGACAGUUCACAAAGCCUUUAACUUUGAAGCAAGAGCAAUUGAAAAAAAAAAAAAUCAUUUUAGCAUGUCACUUCUUAGUAAUCAUUUAAAUAACCCAUUUAGUCGUCACAUCCUAGAUAUUCUUUUCCAUAUUUUGGAAUAUUUAUUUAUCUCUAUAUCUAUCUAAUGUUUACCUAAUACUCAUGUGUCUUGGAUUAAGGACUUAGCUGGACACUUGAUGUUUUCUGCAGAUGAUGAUUUAGGUACACGAUUCACAAAAUUCUACCGCUUUCUUUAGGUGAUAAAAUGCAUUUAAAGAUUCAUUUAUUUGAUAUUGCUCAACAGGUGUAUUGUGUUUAUUAAGCAUGGUUUAUCAUUAAAUCUACCUCAAUUGACAUAAUUGAUGGGACAAUGACUAAGCAACAGAGAAGCUCUGUUGUGUCACAUAUAUUCAUUGCACUCUCAAUCUCAGCCACACAGGAUGUUUGCAGCACCUUCGCUUUAUUUCCCAAUAGAUUUUGAAUUUAAAAAGUCAGUACCUUUAGGAGAUUUAGAACGAUAUUUUUAAAGUAUUAUUUCUCAUUUGAAAAAACCAAAAAAACAUAUAUAGUCUUGUGAAAUGCCAUCCAGAAACCAAAAUACCAGUUAAAACAUUUGAAUAAGAGGUGGACUAAAGAUUAUUUAUCUCUACAGAGAUAAAUACAUGCAAAUGACAAAAUUAUUUUGUUUAUGCAAGUAUGUUGUUUAUGCAAAUAUAUUUAGUUUAUAAUUUUUCCUUUUAAAAAAUGGAAACAGUGUAGUCAGUCUAUUUUUAAAAUAAAUACAAACCCCUCUAGAGUGGGAUAAUAGUCCUUAGCAUUGAAGUUUCAGUUUGUGUGUUUUGCUCAUUCGUUUCAAAUUGAGUUCUCAAAACACUGCAUUUAUAGAAGUUUAUUUUUUGUGAUUCUGUGGAAUGCUACAGCUCGCUCUAUCUAUUCUUUUAAAUUGUGCUAUGUAGUAGUUAUAGAAACUUUAUAAAAACCAAUGCAAGAAUUAUCUCUUUCACUAAGUGCCAAAAAAAGUCCAUGCUUCCAUCUGUUUGUGCUGAUAUUGUAUUAAAGAGCUUCACUUUGGA
Chanos chanos (milkfish) is the source of this 4295-nucleotide messenger RNA. RefSeq names its product solute carrier family 16 member 10 (gene slc16a10). Lineage: Eukaryota; Metazoa; Chordata; Actinopteri; Gonorynchiformes; Chanidae. Gene Ontology annotation, cellular component: basolateral plasma membrane. The coding region runs from base 283 to 1782 and encodes 499 amino acids. Gene Ontology annotation, biological process: transmembrane transport. The record is from RefSeq and is a predicted model, not a curated record. Gene Ontology annotation, molecular function: transmembrane transporter activity. The transcript has 6 exons.